Molecule: messenger RNA, 2241 nt
Organism: Pistacia vera
Lineage: Eukaryota; Viridiplantae; Streptophyta; Magnoliopsida; Sapindales; Anacardiaceae
Product: E3 ubiquitin-protein ligase KEG-like
Exons: 5
Coding region: 164-2038 (624 amino acids)
Biological process (GO): protein phosphorylation
Molecular function (GO): ATP binding; protein kinase activity
Source: RefSeq, a predicted model, not a curated record
UUCUCACUCACUCUCCGCUUCUCAUUCCCAUUUUCUCUUCCUUUAAUUUGUAUAAGUAAUGGUAUCUGAUCAAAUUUAUGGCACUUUGACCUUCACCGUCUCUACUUUUUAGUUUAUUUCCUUCUCCAAUUACUCUGAUUUACUCUCGCUUUCAGUAGAAGGAAUGGCUGGAAAAGUCGCUGCUGCUUCACCUGCUUCUUUUGAGUAUGAAAUUUUUGAGAGUGACAAUCGCCUUCAAACUGUGGUUGCCACAUCAAAGCAGACAACUAUGUGGAUUGACCCUGCAACAUUGAAACUCAGACACAGAAUUGGGAGGGGCCCCUUUGGUGAAACAUGGUUGGCUACCCUUCAUCAAUCAACGGACGACUAUGAUGAAUAUCAUGAAGUGGCUGUCAAGAUGUUGCCUCCAGUCAAAGGCGAUCACAUGAGAGUUCUGUUGGAUAAGUUGGAUGAUUUAUUCUCUAAGUGUCAAGGAGUAGAAGGUGUUUGUUGCCUGCAGGGAAUUUCAGCUAUGAAUGGAAAAAUAUGUUUAGUUAUGAAAUUUUAUGAAGGAUCAGUUGGUGAUAAGAUGGCUCGCCUUAAAGGAGGGAAGCUCUCACUGUCUAAUGCUUUCAGGUACAUAAUCAAUUUGGCUCAGGGAAUUUUGGAACUGCACUCAAAAAAGAUCCUAAUUCUUAACCUUAAACCUUUCAACUUUCUUCUCAAUGAAUAUAACCAAGCAGUUGUAGGAGAUGUAGGAAUUCCAUAUAUAUUGCUUGGAAUUCCAUUGCCAAGCUCUGAUCUGGCUCGCAGGAUUGGAACACCAAACUAUAUGGCUCCAGAACAGUGGCAACCAGAAGUCAGAGGUCCAAUAUCCUUUGAGACCGAUUCAUGGGGGUUUGCAUGCAGCAUUGUGGAGAUGUUGACUGGUGUUCAGCCUUGGUGUGGAAAGUCUGUUGAUGAAAUUUAUGAUGCAGUUGUCAGAAAGCAAGAAAAACCAUGUAUUCCUAGUGGGCUUCCUCCUCCUAUUGUGAAUGUUCUUCUUGGUUGCUUUGAGUAUGACUUCAGGAGUCGCCCUCUAAUGACAGACAUAUUAAGGGUGUUCAAAAGCUUGCAGAAUGCAGUUCAUAGUGGAGGCUGGACAGAUCUUGAGAGCAUAAUACCGGCAGAAAAAUCAAGUAGUGGUUAUACAGAGUGGUUUCUUUCAAAGGAUGAUUUGCAAGUUGGUGACAUGGUGCGUUCCAGAAAGCCAGCUAACUCCUGCAAACCUGACAAUAUGGAUGUUCCAGAAGGAACUGUGGUGGGUCUAGAACACAGCACAGAAAGGGAUGGUUUUGUUUUGGUGAGGGUCCACGGGAUCCAUGACCCUUUGAGAGUUCAUGUUUCAUCUCUGGAGCGGGUCACAUUUGGAUUGGCAGCUGGGGAUUGGGUUCGCAUGAAGGAGGAAGAUAAGAGGCACUCACCGGUGGGAAUUCUUCAUUCUAUCCACCGUGAUGGAAAUGUGGCUGUUGGAUUUAUAGGGUUGGAGACUCUUCGGAAGGGAAAAUCUUCGGAGCUGCAGAUGGCGGAAUCUUACAGUAUUGGUAAAUUUGUGAGGCUGAAAGAUAAUGUUCUUAGCCCUCGAUUUGAAUGGCCUCGGAAAGCGGGAGGGGCAUGGGCUACUGGGAGGAUUUGCUGGGUCCUGCCAAAUGGAUGCCUCGUUGUCAAGUUUCCAGGAAGGCUGACUUUUGGAGAGGAUUGCAGCAGCUUUUUGGCUGACCCAGCUGAAGUAGAAGCGGUAACUUUCAGUACCUGUCCAGGGAUGGUAAAAAAAUAUCAACAUCUUGAGGAUCAUCACUGGGUUGUGAGACCACUUCUGAUUGCGUUGGGUCUGUUUACUGCCAUGAAGAUGGGAAUUUUUGUUGGAAGAAAAGUGAGGGGAGGAUCAAAGAUGAAGAAGCAACCAACCAAUGUGAUACACACCCAACAUAUGGAUGGCCAGGCAACUGGUAACCCUGGUUGGCUUCCUCCAUCUGUGGCAAAUAUCCUUUUCAAAGAAGGUGUUAGUACUGCUCGAUAGAGAUUACAGGAUAGUUUAUAUGCCCAGAAAAGCUAGUUGAUGUGCUUGAAUUUGUACAUAUCGACUUUCAGCUAACUAUUUCUAUAAAUUUUGCAGUAGGAACUGGUACUACUGCAAAAUGAUUACUUUUAUAUCGGAGAAAACAGAUGGAUGGGUGUUCAGGUUAUUUUAUUGAAGGUAGAUAUUUGCUGUUUCAAAUUUCA